AUGGUUCUGAAGCUUCGAAGCGGCCUUCUGCAGCACUCUUGUUGUUCUGAUGAUGAUUCUGCUGUCAAGGUCUGUUUUAUGAUUUUUGGGAUCCUUUGUUUCAAGCCCAGGUCUUGUCAUCGGCAACGUCGGGAACUUCCGCCGGAUCCCGGCAGGACCAACAACAACAACAACAAAAUCAACAACACCACCACCACCACCACCACCAUGCUGCACCCGCCGUGGUACACCUGCGUCCUAGGCGGGUUCUUUUUCGUGUUUUGGGCCGGGUAUUGGGUCGUGCAUUUGCUGGCCCUGGGCUACGCGCGGUGGCGGCUCCACGGGGCUCCCCGCGGCGCCCGUCGCAGUCCCGAAGACCCCUGGCCCGGGGUAUCGAUACUGAAGCCUCUGGUUGGGGUGGACUGCAACCUCGUGUCCAACCUGGAAACGUUUUUCACCAUGAACUAUCCCGCGUACGAGCUUUUGUUUUGCGUGGCCGAGGAAACGGACCCGGCAUUGGUCGUGUGUCGGGCCCUGUUGGACAAGUACCCCAAGGUCGACGCCAGGAUCUUUGUGGGUGGCGAGAAGGUCGGAGCCAACCCGAAAAUCAAUAACAUGGAGCCUGGAUACAAGACAGCCAAGUAUGAUUUGGUGAUGAUCAGCGAUUCAGGGCUGCGAAUGCGCGAGGACACCCUAACAGACAUGGUGUCACACAUGGGUGAGAAGGUCGGGCUUGUGCAUCAAAUGCCCUUCGUUUGCGACAGGGACGGAUUUCCUAGUGUUCUUGAAAAGGUUUACUUCGGGACGUGCGUGGCGCGGAUUUAUUUGGCGGCGGAUUUGCUGGGCAUCAACUCCGUGACGGGCAUGUCGUGCAUUUUCCGCAAGUCAAUCGUGGACGAACUCGGGGGAUUGAAGGCGUUCGGCUGUUACCUGGCCGAGGACUAUUUCCUGGGACUAGGCAUUCAGAAGAAGGGGUUCAAGCUUCGGGUCACGUCGCAACCCGCGUGGCAGAACCCCGGGCCGAGUGAUAUUCCGUCGUUCCAGGCCCGGAUACGAAGGCAUGUGUUGUACAUUUCGCGGAAUGAUGGAUUCUUUUCUCACGAUAAUAACACUUUUACUUAUUGCAGGUGGACCCAGCUUAGGAUAGCCAUGGUGCCCACGACGAUAUUGCUGGAGCCCCUGCAAGAAUGUGUGGUGCUGGGGUUGUGCACGGCCUGGGCCGGGCACGCCCUGUUCCACUGGGACCCGCUCGUGUUCUUCCUGGUCCACUCCUUGUCCUGGUUCCUGCUCGACUACUGCCUCCUCACGUCCGUCAACGGAGACUGGCUCACCUUUUCCAAGUCCGAGUUCCUGCUUGCCUGGCUGUUUCGCGAAUUCGACGCGUUCCGCCAAUUCCUUCAGGCCUUCGUGGAUCCCGUGAUCCGGUGGCGGUCCGGCGCCUAUCGGCUCAACUGGGGCGGCGUUAUUCGGGAGACGCCGGUGGCCGUGGCUCAGUUAUCGUCGCCGGCGCCGCUUGGGACCAAGGUCGCCUUGGCCGUGCCGAAAAAGCGGCGUCCGCCUUCGUCCGCGUGUGCCUCGUAUCCGACGUCGUCGUAUGGGCGGCCGCCGUUGCAACCCCUUGACCACGGGGCGCCGUGGUAA
Molecule: messenger RNA, 1620 nt
Organism: Notodromas monacha
Lineage: Eukaryota; Metazoa; Arthropoda; Ostracoda; Podocopida; Cyprididae
Source: the annotation of a GenBank genome assembly